CGGCGAGAACGAGAUGCUGUAAUCACGACGACUGCGAUUGCAUCUCACACAAUAUCACUGGUAACCCCGCUUAGGCUGGGUGCACUUCCGUGCCUCGGCUCCAUCCAGCGAGAAACUAGCUCGAGACGCGACCAUACCCCAGGUUGAAUGGCUGACUGGCGCCACGUAAUGAGUGCUGUCAGAGCGUUUCAACAGCGGCAGGUCCUCGUUUGGCUCGCACAUGGUCGAAGCUUCUGUCCGCAGCUCCAGCGAUACGCGACAAUCCGAAUACACCGGAUGAGCUCUCCGCUCAGCGCCCGGCAUAGCCGACCGGUGCACGCCUUCUUUGGCCCGUGUUCCGACUCACAUGCUUUAAUGCGGGCCACAUGUGCCCGUGAUGUGAACUGCUGCUUGAAUUGCCACGUCAACAGAUAUGCGUUCUCUGAAGGAAAAACUGGGCAGAGACGACGCCGAGGAUGUCGCCAAGACCGCAUCCGUAGGCCUAGAGAAGGCUUUCGACAUAUUCAAAGAUGUUGCCAACAAUCUUGGUAUGUCACGUUUGCAGACGGGUGUUCCCACGACGAUGCUGGGGAUGGUCCGGAGAUCGCGUAUGAACACGGAGAGCAUCAAUGACUUAGCCAUGGAGGUCAAAGAGUUGGCAGAAAUGGUGCAAGAGUGUACGGAACUCCACGACCAGGCUAGACUCGACCGAUUAUUUCUCUCUUGGAAGACAGUUAAUGACGAAGCACAAGAACUCAAAUUCCGGCAGACAUUAUCGACAUUAUCAAGCGAUGAAGAGACAGAGAAGAUCGCCGGUUUGGCCUAGAAAUUAUCCCGGUCGAUUCAGAGUUUCAUGGUACACAACGUUUUAUGUCUUACGAUGCCUUCACUUCGCUAAUAUGCCGUCUUGAACCGCAGCUUGAGGGCCUCGGCUCUGUCCUUGUUGUAUCAAAUACAAAAGAGACGACAGCGAAUACGCACACAACCCAUCCGACACUCUCCGAAUUUUUGCUCGGCUCAAUUCGAGGCAAAGACCAUUAUCUCGCUGUCGACCCACAUCACCAGCACACACAACUACUCAGCGCGUGUCUCGAGGUGUUACAAGGACUCAAGCGCGAUAUCUGCAAUAUUCGUGACCCUUCUCUGCUCAAUAGCGACGUUCCUGAUCUGGAUAAGCGCGUGAGGAGCGCAAUUCCAUGGUAUCUGAAGUACGCCUGUCGACACUGGUGUGCCCAUUUGUUGGGCGGAGAGCUGUUGGACGAAAUCCUGGACGCGCUUUUGGAGUUCGCACAGGAGCGACUACUUCACUGGGUCGAGGCCUGCAGCCUACUUGGGGUGCUAAUCGAAGCCAUAUCCGGCCUCAACAAGUCGCAACGCAAG
Molecule: messenger RNA, 1359 nt
Organism: Phanerochaete carnosa HHB-10118-sp
Lineage: Eukaryota; Fungi; Basidiomycota; Agaricomycetes; Polyporales; Phanerochaetaceae
Exons: 6
Source: RefSeq, a predicted model, not a curated record